Porites lobata is the source of this 459-nucleotide messenger RNA. The record is from the annotation of a GenBank genome assembly. NCBI's taxonomy places the organism in Eukaryota, Metazoa, Cnidaria, Anthozoa, Scleractinia, Poritidae.
AUGAAACCAAGACGGUCCGCUCUCGUCUUAAUUUUCAUUACGCUUGUACUGUUAGAAACCAGCAAAGCUAAGCCUAGAGGGAAAGGCAAAGGCUUCGGUUAUCUAACCUUCUCAGAACAAGACCAGCUAUCUUUGCCGUGUAAGGCGGAAGAAUUUGAUCAAACCAUUCAGGAAAAGGGCUGCGAAGCCAAAGUCAUUCAGAACAAGAUUUGCAUUGGGCAAUGCUUCUCAUAUUAUGCUCCCGGUACCCGCCCAAGAAAGGAUUUGACCGAUAAGAGGGUUAAGUACUGUGAUACUUGUAAACCUUCACUGAGGAGCUGGACCAAAGUCAGCUUGAAUUGUCCUGGUGCAAAACAUCCCCAUGUUGACAAACUGGUGGAGGUGAUCUACGAUUGCACGUGUCAAAAGUGUGUCAGAGAAUCAAAAUCAAAGCAUAGGAAAAACCGUAAAAAACGUUAA